CUCUCUCUCUCUCUCAUGUCGCGCGAGCCCACACCAAAUCUCUUUAGGCUACUUUGCGCAUGUACUGCCGCUCACAGCCAGCAUUGCAUCGACUCCAAGAUGGCGAAAGCACGUCUGGUGUGCCUCCUGACUCUCCUCUCAACUCACUGCUACUUCGGCGUGCUAGCCGUGGUACUGAAGACAGACAACAACUCACCGUGGACGGAUGAGUUUGACAGAGUUGAAUUAUCGUGUUUGAUCGACUCGAUUUCCACUCACAAUCCCAGGAUUGAGUGGAAGAAGAUCAAACCUGAGGGACCAAGCUACGUGUACUUCAACAUGAAGGUGUCAGGCGACUUGGCGAACAGAGCGGUGAUCAGAGAACCGGCCACGUUGGUGAUAACCAACGCCACGCGAUUGGACACGGCGAAAUAUCGCUGCGAGGUCACGGCUGCCGACGACCAGAAGUCCUUCGACGAGAUUGUGAUUGACCUUGUCGUUCGAGUGAAGCCGGUGGUUCCGAAAUGCAGCGUCCCCAAGUCAGUACCUUUUGGGAAGUCAGCAGAGCUGAGUUGUGUGGAGGAAGAGGGCUUCCCAAAGUCUCAGUACCAGUGGUUCAAGAACAAGGAGGAGAUUCCUGACGACCCCAAGAGCAGCCACAAAUUCUUCAACUCCUCAUACACACUCAACUCGGAAUCAGGAAUUCUGAAGUUCAUCUCAGUCAGAAAAGAAGACGCGGGCGAGUACUACUGCCGAGCAAGAAACGAUGCAGGAUAUGCUGAGUGUGCGCCGCAGAAGAUGGAAGUCUAUGACAUUGAUGUUGUGGGGAUUAUCCUCGGAGUGGUGGUGGUGGUUGUGGUGCUCAUAUGUAUAUCAGCCGGGAUCUGCUGUGCAUACAGACGAGGCUACUUCGCAAGUCAAAAACAGGCGGGGAACAAUUACAAAGUUCCAGCAAAAGGAGAUGGGGUGGACUAUGUCAGGACGGAGGAUGAGGGAGACUUCCGACAUAAGUCGUCAUUUGUGAUCUGAAAAAGACGAGAGGACCGCAGCGGGCAAUGUGCCAAGUGUGGACGUGACGGGCGGGACAGCCGUCCGCGUCUCAUCACGGAGCCGCCACAGUUCAGGCUCCGAGCUCUCUCGGCGUGACUGAAAUCCAACUUUUCCAAAAUCCGACCGUUUGCCAAAGGUGACAAGAUUUGACAGGACGACCGUUUGCAAAACUCCUCACUCAGAUAAGUUUGAUUUUCGCCAGCAAUUUGAAUCUCUUCCUCAACUGUGGACUUUAAAGUUAUUCCUUGGUACACCAAAAUCUGCAAAUACUGACACAUCUCUACUUUUUUUUUCUACUGUUGAAAUUUGUCACUCUAUUUUUGAUGGAAUAUAUUUUAAAUGCCUAUAGAUAAAGGUUUACUUUUUUAAAUAUUUGUAAAAUACUAACUGUGUUUUUUUUUAAUUCUAAUUAUUAUUUGCUUGUGGGUUUAAAUAUGUUACUUUAACCACUUUGUUAGCCUGUAAGCAUUUAUACCUUAAAGAAGGACAAACGGAAGCAGACUCGCGUCGGCAUAUCAACAUGUGGUUCAUGAUCGGCGGUGUUGUUGAAACUCUCCGCUGGGAUCGCCCUGGUUCCGUUGUCAGAGGCCUCCGGUUUUGUUUGUAGAUAGUCUUAGCGAGAGGCUUUGAAGAGUGCCAGUCAAAUGCUGUGAAACACUGUACACGAUCAGUGCUGUGUUUUCUUGAUUUUAAGUGUCCUUCUCUGCUUGCUGUUCAUCUUGUAUAUAUUGAAUUUGCUGUAAAGAGUGUCGUCGUCACCCCAUGCGUUGAGUUUUAGACAGGCUGUACGCGCCAGCCGUCCGUCAAGAAAGCUGGCACGGUCACUUAAACACUGAGGUAGCACAAACAUAUGCCUGGAACAGGUGUGAGGUGCAGCAGCUAAGUUCCGUGAAGUAGCGGUUGAUGUGUGCGGAAAAGUGAUUUGGUUCAUAUCGUUAUCAUUCUGGGGCCUCAUGGUCAAAACUGACGGAGCAUAAAGAAAACAGCUAAACAGGCAAAAAGUAACAUCUGCGUCGAAAGGACUGAGGCGAAGCAACGAGGCAAGCAGGAAGAGUGGAACAAUGUCAAGUAGUUGUUGACAUGAAGUUGUAUGACUGCACUGUCGUGUCAACGGUGACUCCUCCCCACGCAGCAAUGGACAAGCAGCAGCGGGAAAAUAACGCCGCCUUUUUCGUGUCAAGCGGUUUUGCGAUGCCAAUGUAUUACUCUUUUGAACACAUAAUGUUUGGAGAAGCAAAACGCUUCACCUACUAGCCAGAACUACUUCCUUCGACACCUAAAAAUACACGGUUCAGUUCGGUUUGGUUCGAUGCGUUUGUGCUAAGGCUUGAUAUCUUUUCAAUUAUUUUUUUAAAUUAGAAUUUGAUUGAAAUUGCCAACAUUUUUUUUCAUUUUUCAACAUUUUAAGCAUGGUAUGAUUGUGGGAGGCGGAGCUCAGUGGCUCUGUGCUUGACGAUGCAACCUAAGCCAGAGUAGUCGAUGGCAGAUACACUGAUCUAUCAGCACAGAGCGCCCUCAGAAGUUGAUCAAAUAAAUACGAAACAGUGCGCGUGUGUUGAACAGCAUUGACGGGCUAUGCUUCCCUCACACAACUUCAUGUCCAAAAGUCCAAACUAUCCAUUCAAGGAAGAAAUGCUGGAGGCGGACUGGAAAAGGAAGCAAGUAGGAAGGAGUCCGUCGUCAAGUACAAGCCGGCGUCUUCCUGCUGCAUCUGCUUUACUCAAAAAAAAGCACGACUCAAGCUAUGUCCACACCAACACAGAUAUUUUAAAAAUGCAUGUUUUUCUAUGUGUUUUGGCCUUUUGUUCACACACAAUAAUGGAAAACUCCUUCUGGGUGAAGAUUUUUAAAAAGUCCCAUCUUCAGUGUUUGUGUAUGGACGGGUAAAAACUAGGGAUGCACGAUAUAUUUCUUUUCAAGCCGUUACUGAUAACUUUUUAUAUUUAGUAUUUUUUUAUUUACAUUUAACUAGUUUGUGCACAUCUGGAGGUAGGAACGACUCAAACAAAGCUGGAUCUGACUAAUGUACCUGUAGAUUUGUCCUUCAUCACAACUAUUAACAUAAAAAAAUGGCGGCAGCUCCGACGUACAACGCGAGCCACCAUUUCCAUGAUGAAAUCACAGAUCGCUUUAGCCCUCAGGUUGACUCUGGCAAACCGUUUUGCACUUUUCAAACACGGCGGCGAUAGGAACAAGCCCCGGGCUUUGUACUUGUAGCAAUGCUGGCAUUUCGGGUGGCUGACAAGGUUUGAUGUUUAGAAGCUCGAUGGGUUUUUCUUUCCCCCAUCGUGGAGUGUUUUGUAGAGCGUUGGGCGCAUUUGGCGAAAUGCCUUCCUCUGUUUGUUUACAAGUGAGCUCAGGCCAUGCUUGAUCAGUAUUUGCUCCCGCUAACCCACCAACAGCACAGUACGGGUAAUCUCACCUCAGCUCAUCAUCUUUUUCAUUUUAUCGGAAUCAUGUCGUAAUUCCUCAUGUCGGCCCGAGUAAAGACGCAGCUUUUUGUGUGACGUACAUGACGUAACAACAUAUCACUAGUGAUGAAGCUGGGAACUUGUGGGUGCUGGGUUCAUGACUAUGUCGUCUCCGGGGCUCUAUGCAAAUGAGCGCUGAUUUUAAGGAUAACGUACACAUCGUUGCAUAUCGGAUUCAGGGGUGUCCAAACUUUUUCCACCGAGGGCCACAUACUGAAAAAUGACAGGAUGCAAGGGCCAUAUAUUUCAAGAAAAAACUGAACAAUUUUUGCUGUUGUUGUUUUUUUUUUUUUGUAUUUCAGACUUCCUAAAUAAUCUUUGUCCAUUUUCUUCUCAUAAUAUUCCAAUAUUUUGACUUUAUUCCCAUAAUAAUCUUCACUUUUCCCCCACCUAAUUCUCCAGGAAUGACAACUUGAUUUAGUUUUGUUUGUUUCUCAUAAAACUUUAUGCUACUAAAAUGACAUCAUUUUUCCAUUUUUUUAAAUUGCGACUUUUCUCGUUAGAAUACGACUUUUUUCUUUUGAUAUUUUGACUUUAAUCAUUUCUUAUAAAUAGUUGCGGGGGUUUUUUUCAUUUUUGCUGUGUUUUUUUUUUUUUUUUUAUAAUUUCAGCUGUGUUCUUGUAAAUUAUCUUCUCAUAAUUGUGACUUUUUCCCAUAAUAUUUUGAUUUUGUAACUAUUUCUGCAACAUAAGUUUAGAACAAUUAUAUUUUUAUUUGUUUGAUUGGUUGUCAUAAUACUAUCACUUUAAAAAAUGUCAUUUUUCUUUGACAUUUUAGUGUUAAUGCUGCUAAAAUGAUGACAACUUUUUUCUCGUAAUAUUUUGACUUUAUUCUUGUGAACUUACUGCUGACUUUUCCAUUUUAUGUUUUUUAGAGCAGCACACGGCUGCUUUAUUGGCCCUUUGGCUGCACUUUGGACACCCCUGAUCUAAUUCAUCUCAUAUUGACCAACAGAGGCGUUAUCAUGCACGACCAAGUCCACUGUGAUUGCUUUUUUCGGGGCUUCUGAUUGGACAAAAUGCACAUUUUUAUGUGGACAGAGAUUUUUUCUAAAAGCCCAGAGUGGGGAAACUGCAUGUUUUUCAAACUAUCCAGGUUUGUGUGGACAUAUCUUAAUCGACAAUAUUCCUCGUAGCUGGAUAUGGGGGGGGGGGUUCUGUGGACAGGACAAACAAACACAAAAAAAAGGCAUGACAGAAACACAGAAAGGAACACGUUUUUGCGUAAUCCUGCUAAGUACACAUGAACGUCUCGCUUUUAAGGGUCAUUUCUGCAAGUUUAGAAUGGAAGCACAAUACAGACCGCGAGAGACGCCCUCGUCUAGCAGCCUGUUAUCAACAUGGCCUGUAAUUAGUUGAGAUGCGGCACCUGCAACAAGGGAACUUGAACGACACAGCACACACGCAAUGGCCGCCCACACUAUUGACCAGAAACCUAACAAAUAUCCACGUCGGUACUUUUAGUUGCGACUAAAUGUUGCCGAAAGCGGGUAGAAUCAAGUUUGAUGUUACAUGAAUUCCUCUCGGGGGCCUGAAGGGUGAACAACACCAACAUAGACUACGAAGGUAGCAGUCAGUAGUGAAGUACAAUCUUCCUGCCGCAGUCGUGACCGAUUGUCAAGUGGCUGCCGGUGUGCCUCGUUGCGCCGCCCCGUACCGGACAUGAGAGGAUGCGGUGUACAAAAAAAAAAGAGGUGAUAUGAAGCACUUUCCAUGUGUAAGGCCGGUAAAAAGGUAACAUUAAACCGGGACAUUCUUAGCGUGCGGGCUAAAUGUGACACCCGUGUCCGAGCGCCGAGUCGUGUGUUCGUAAACAGCUGAGCGCCGCACUCGUUGCCCCUUUUUCCUCUCAUCUUUUCAAGCAGCACAACGGAAAUCCUGUCAAUUCCAUCCAUCCUCCAUGACGAGGCCCUGCUCUGUGGGUGUUGCAUGGGAAAUGUUACCUUUUACACCGCCUUGUUCAAGCCGGGGGUGUUCAAAGUGCGGCAAUGAAGACAAAUUCAUGAUGAAAGAUCCCUGCUUUUCGCUGGCGUUGUGCUCCACGCCUGCCAGCGAAUGUAUUUCCAAAAUGUCUAUUUCUACCACAUGCCCUCCCUCUAGCUUGACCUUGAUGUUCUCCUUCGAUUUCGGAUCAACAUUUGCAAUUAUGAGAUUAGAUUCAGCUCUAGAACCCUCCGCUUCUCUCUUCAAUUGCCAUUGCUCACUGGCAACAGAAGCGAAAUGCACAAUUCAGGUUUAAGCCUACUCAGCAUUAAUGAAUGAUAAUGAUGAUUCGCAUUAUCACAGCAACCAUGGUGCGUUCAAGGACCGCUCAACAAAGUACGUAAAAACAGCGGGCUGUAAUGUUUUACCUGCAUUGUCACGUGUUUAUAAAUUGUUAACGAGGCUUGUUUUGCAAAGUGCAGGGGAAAAAAUUACCAAUUUUUGGAGGGAAAAAACAAAAGUGUGAAAAUGUUUUGACCAAAAAUCUUGGCUGUGAAUGCUGACUCGCGAAUGUGCGGCGCUCCACUGUCGACUAGCCUGUAACACCAGGCUCUGUCCCGCGCCGCCGUGAACGAUUCUGUCUGCCUCCGGUUAAAUGUUUACGUCAGGCGAUGUCAUGCUGCGGAAUAUUCACAUGUUUUGACCACAAACGGUAGAUAGAACGUCCAAAACGUCUCCGAAACUUCUGCUUAAGUAGGAAUAACGUGUUCUUUCUGCCCAGCUCACGGAACAGCAAACGUCUGCUUCAUGAGUCGAAAAAUGUCCGUCUAAUUCCGUCUAUCAACAUCCAAUUUGAGUCUUAUGAAAGGCCAACUUUUUUUCGUAAAUGUACGGCUUUUUUUUUCUCAUAAAUUUACAACUUUAUUUUUGUAAACUUAUGACCUAAUUCUCGUAAAUGUAUGACUUUAUUCUGGAACUCUCAGAUUUUAAAUAAAAUUGUAAAUUUACGAGAAAAAAAAAGCCGUAAAAAAGCUAACUUUACGACUUUUUCCGCAUAAAUUUACGACUUUUUUUCUCGUAUUGUAAAUGUACGACCUUAUUCUCGUAAAUGUAUUACUUUAUUCUUGAAAUCUGAGGGGGUUUUUUUCAAAGUCAUAAAUUUCCGAGAAUAAAGUUGCAGAUUUAGAAGAAAAAAAGUAGCAAAUUUACACAAAAAAAGUCGUAAUAUUUCAUAGCGUCUCAGGCAAUGCCUGUUACAACGGAGUAUUAAAACGGCGUAAAUUUAUCAUCAUUUAUUCUCGUAAUAUCACAAUUUUUUAUUCCCGUUAAUUUAUUACUUUUUUCCUUAAUUCUGUUUUUUGUUUUUCCAGUGGAGCCCAAAUACUCCGUCGCACACGUGAGCCCGGCUGUGAAAACAUUUUUUAUUUGUAUCCACUUGCUGUCAAAAUGUCGUCGUGUGGCGCAUGGUGCGUUCAGCGCCUUCCCGACAGCCACAAAAGGCUAAAAAGCGGCGAGGUUCCGCCCAAGCAGCAGCGAAAACGGCAAAAGUAACAUCUGAGGAACCUCCCGAUUGUGGCCGGAAAUGUUGAAGGAGUUUGUCCCGGUUAGCGCCAACGGCUGGAGACGUCUGUGCGCCUUCGUUUUAUAGACCCCAUCGUUAAGCGGCGAAGUGGGGCGGAGCCUACGCUGGAUGAAAACGCACCAACACAGCCCGGCAGCCUCACAUUUGUCUGCGGUCAAACGAUGAACACCCCCGCUUGAAAUAUUAAAACGGCAGCAAGAAGAACUGAAAUGACUUUACCACAAAGUCAUUUCUGUUGACUGAUGGAUGCGGACUGAGGUGUAGGAGUCACGCAUACCCCCCCCCCCCUCAUUUAUACAAAUUUCAUUCCUCCCAAGUGCCUUCUGCCUUUAAAAUAGAUGGCCGCCCACUUCUCUGCGUGAGCGCUGAUAUUUUGCAUUCAUUUCCAAGCGCGGCGUUUGAGAGGAAUGACGUCACUGCGAAUUUCAUGUGCAAAUUUGUACUUCUUUUUUUUUUUCAUAGAUUAGACUAGACACGCCGAAGUAGGAUAGAAAUAUAUUAGUGCCUAAAUAUAGUGUGUGUGUGUGGGGGGGGGUAUUUUUGGGAAAGACGCAUCACACUAUCAAGCUAAAGAAUAUCCAAAGCAGGAGGAUUGAUUUAGUUUUGUCUUUUAAAGCUGCAGACGGCGUAUGGCAGCGACACGUGGCUGCAAGGUGACGCUGGUCAAAGAUUCUAUCAGCACCUUUAAGGGCAAUCGCAUCCAAGCUGUCUUUCUGCCGUCUGGCUUUUCUUGUUCACUCUGUCACGGGUUUUUGGGGGUUUUUUUGGGGAUCUGAACUCAUUCUGUGUCAUGUCUUUGGAGGGCUUGCAGGGGAUCAUUAGUGCAUUCUAGAACCACUUUAUUUGUGAUGAAUAAAACUCACUUCUAAAAACUACUGGAGAUGUGUUCUUUUUUCCCCCCCUGAAGAAGUGCUUCUCAGAUGGGGGGGUUGUGGCCAUGAGGGAGCGGCGGGGGCACUGGUGAUGGAUAUUUUGGCUCUUUUUAGAGAGCCGCAGCCGCAUUUUUGUUGUCCUAAAUGAAUUUAUGAGCAAAUGAUGUGUAAAAUGAAUGACUAAUGUAAAAAAAGCAUGAUUUCAAAUGUUUAGUAUUGAAAUGGAUUCAUUUCAACCUCAAUGAGCAGCUACAAAAACAUAGCAUCAUUUUAUAUUAUAGAUAAAAUACCAAAACCAAGACCCUUCUCAAUAGACAAAUUAAGUCAAAAUAGGUCAAAUCUCCUCAUGCAGCCCCCAUCCCCCGCCCCCACCCCCCCGGUAUGGACACAGAGACGCGGCCACACAUCUUGACCGAUGACAUCCGCCUUUAACAGGAAAAAAAAGACGAGAAAAAACUAAUCGGCUCCCGAUUUGCUCCCAACAACGCGAGCCGGCUCUUAAGAGUCGAUUCGUUCACGACCGACACAUCACUACGGGGACUAUACUAUGAGUUCCCUCAUUUAUCGCGGGGGACAGGUUCCCAAAAUAGCCUGCAAUAAGUGAAAUACACGUUAUACACUUUUCUCUGACAUUUCUCUCUUGUUUAAACACUCCCAAAAAAGUCCAAACCUUGGUUGGAAUUUUAAUGAUGCACCUGCAGUUCGGACACAAGAAAAGAUGAAGUCACUCACGCGUAUUUCACUCACAUGACCGUGCCUUUUCACUCUGGCGCCGUUUCGCUGUACCGUAGCGUUUUAUUUUUACACUUGUUAAAACAUAUCGCUGCAGACGAACCGUAGAUUCAUUUACAAGCUAGCAAGCAAUCGAGCUACCGAUGACACAGGAGACGUGGCGGGAAGUCCAAAAAACAAUGGGCGGUGCAGACAGACCAGAGAGGGAAAAGCAAGACACUCAACUUCCCACAAUGCAAUUCUUCUUAAAGGGCCAGGCUCUGCUGUCGUUAAAAAAAAGACUAAAAAAAAAACCUGCGGAAGGUGAACCGAGAUAGACAUAAGAUAUAAGACAUAAGAUUUCUCUACAGGAGAACUGCACUUUUUGGGGACUUUUGCCCAUCAUCAUCUCUUUUCUAACAAUAGAAAAAUUGAUUUUUUGAAAACAGCGUCUGGCUGGAAAAAGUCUGCAAAAAAGUCUGCAACAACGGUGCGUUCACAUUCAAUGUGAGGUGCAUCCCAGCGACAGCGUCAUUGUUAUUAUUAUUAUUAUUAAUAUUCUUACGCCCAUCGAACUACGUUACUGGUGCAUUGACACUUAGCCAUACCACACCGAGUAGCUACUAGCCGGUUAGCAGCUAGCAUCACCACAGACCCGCCUGCAGCACGAGGUGUUCAAAGGCCCUAUUGUGUCCGGUUUCUUUUUAUUUUUAUGCAAGUUCACUCACCUUUUGUUUAGGACGACAGAUGGAUUUGUUGUCUUUUUAUUCCAUUAUUUUGUUGCUGCUUCCAUUAAAAAUGUGUUUGUAUGCAGAAUGAUUAAUGACUUGUGGUAAAUAAGCCCCGCUGCUUUCCAGACGUGUCGUCGCGUACGCGUGAUGUGCUUUCAAUGGAACUUUGUGAAGCGAAACCGAUAAAACACCAUCGUUAUUAUUCCAAGUUGUGUUUAUGGUGAAAGGUUUAUUUUUUAACAUGUAUUAGAACGUUUCCAGGCAAAGUCAGUGGUUUUUGAAGGGUCAACCCAGUUGAAUUUUGUCCUGCGUUUGGAUGUUGUGAUGUCUCCGAUGUCAUUUGUGGGAACGGAGGCAACGCGGUAUGUUGGGUUUGUUGUGUGUCACACACUAUCUAUAUUCUUGAAACGGCACAACAGAGCACGGUGAUAUAUUUUCAGAAAAAUCCCGCCAGCGAGGCCGUGACCUUUCCCUUAAUCCAGCGUUCUGAGCCGCUCACCGCCUGAAUGCCACGCAGCACAACGGUGCUCUUUCCUCUCCUCACCCUCAGAGACCAUACAAGCUUUUCCUUUUGCUAAAUGCUCCGACGGCAGCCUGUAACUCUACCAGGACGUUUAAUUGCCGUGUGUGGUCCCUAAAAGCUCACAUGUACAUGUGCUUCCUGUUUCCCGCCCACAGCCACAAUAAAAGCACUUAAAAGAUAUUGGUAAAAAAAAAAUGGUAUGGUUCCUAAUGCACAGAAUUAUGGAUAAGCUCAAUUCAUGGCUAUCCUGUGGGUGGUAAUGACACCGCCGGUUUCUGAUGAUUGAUUUGACUUUGUGGUAAGAGUGGAUGGAUGAGGCUUUGCACACAAGCGCUUCAGCACGGCGCACGCAGAUCAGCUGGGAGGUCAAGCAAUGACAGGACGUGGAGGUGAGGGAAAACCAUUUGGUCGAGGACAAGGGCCUCUUCAAAGAGGUGGACACGUGGGGCUCGUCCGGGGACAGAGAGCGAUAACGGGGACUGAAAGAACGUGUUAUCGGAACCACAGAUUCAGAAGUGCAGGUUUUCUUCGGUGUUAUUUAAUGUUAUGUUAUGUUAUUUAAUGUUAUAUUAUGUUAUUUAAUAUUAUGUUAUUUAAUGUUAUGUUAUUUAAUGUUAUAUUAUAGGACGUUACGUUAUUUAAUGUUACGUUACAGGAUGUUACGUUAUUUAAUGUUAUGUUAUUUAAUGUUAUAUUAUAGGAUGUUAUGUUAUUUAAUGUCAUGUUACUUAAUGUUAUGUUAUGUUAUUUAAUGUUACAUU
Molecule: messenger RNA, 10603 nt
Organism: Dunckerocampus dactyliophorus (ringed pipefish)
Lineage: Eukaryota; Metazoa; Chordata; Actinopteri; Syngnathiformes; Syngnathidae
Product: junctional adhesion molecule 3B-like
Exons: 9
Coding region: 16-1008 (330 amino acids)
Biological process (GO): angiogenesis; cell adhesion
Molecular function (GO): protein heterodimerization activity; protein homodimerization activity
Source: RefSeq, a predicted model, not a curated record